UUGGCGAUGCGUCAUAUCCGCUUUGUGAUUCCGCCAAUGAGCUUUCGCCAAACCAAUCAGCGGUCCUCGUUCAAAACAGUAACGGAGCUGUUGAUGUACUUGCUAUCAACGACAGACAUUCUGACAAGCUUGACAUUCGGCACAUUCAAGAUAAUUUCUCCUUUCCACAAUGGCAGAAGGGGAGGAUGUGGAAUGGGAGCUCUGCAAGGAGAAUAUUCAACCUCUAAGACGUGGGAGAAACAUGUCAGCCUUGCUACAGGCACUCAAUCAAAACAAAGAUGGCCUGAGCCCUGCCAUCCUCCAACAGAAACAGGCUUUUGAGUCUGAAUUGCGGCUGUACGAUGGAGACGAUCCGCUUGAUGUUUGGGACCGGUACAUCAAAUGGUCGGAGCAAAUGUUUCCUCAGGGAGGAAAAGAGAGCAACCUGAGCACACUGUUGGAGCAAGCCGUGACGCGAUACACUGACGAGAAGAAAUAUCACGACGAUCCUCGCUACAUUGACCUUUGGAUCAAAUAUGCGGGGCAUUGCUUGGAGCGCUUGGACAUUUACAGGUACAUGAAAGCCCAGGGAAUAGGGACCACUAGGGCGUCCUUCUACAUCGCCUGGGCCGAGGAGCUCGAGAACCACGGUGACUUCCUCAAAGCCGACUUGAUCUUCCAAGAAGGACUCAAGAUGUUUGCCCAGCCUCUUGACAGGCUACAGCAGUUCCACAAGUUGUUGCAGGCUCGCGUGUCCCAGCAAGCAAUGAAGAAAGUCGAUGAUGGUGACAGUGACGACGAGCCCAAACAAACCGACAGAGUUUCUCUUGCUGAGCUCAAAACACGAGGGAAAAAGGCCGCCGUACCUAUUGUCAGAACGGGACCUGCAAUACAAAGUGUCUCAAGGGGCCUGAGUUUACGUGCCGCUCCCAUCGGAGAAAGCAGCAGUCACAGCAGCAACAGUAGACUGCUGAUCUUUGAUGAGAACAAGGCAAGCGCCGGUCCUUCUGAACCGAAAUUUGAGCAUUGGUUGGCUCCCCCUACUGCGAGGGCAAAGGAAAAUGAGAGAGGGGCAGAAAAAUGGUGUGACGUCAAGAUGCGCCAGAAGUCCAAAUUUGGAAACACACUGACGGUUCCGCUUCCUCCGAAACCCACUUUCCAACCAUUUGUUGACGAGUUGGUUGAGACUCCAAAAAUGACGCCGUGCAAGAUCAUCCCGACAGUGAAUAACAUUUUGUCGGCACGCAAGCCCUGCAGAGACGACACUCCUCUGAAAAAGCUGCUGGAGAACCAACAUCAACAGAAAGAAGACGAAUCGGGCAAAGAGCUAGAAAAGAGCAUGUACUGUAAAGAGCUGCUCUUCAGCGGCACCACCGAAUGCAGCUUAGAGGAACUACGUGCUGAGCUGUACUUCAAGAAGAAGAAUUCGCAGAUGGGCAGCUGCACUGACAAGCCAGCGAAUGGCCCUGAGAAGAAAUAACGAGGCAAGCAUGGUCAUUGUAUACUCGCCAGAAGUACCUUUCAAAAUGUGAAGACAUCCAGUACAUCAAAAUCCACCAUACUCGUUACCAAUCUAGUGAAAAUAAAUAACUUGACUGAAUAGUAAUAUUUUCCUACAAUAUCAUCAGAAUAUUGUUAUCAUGUCAUUGAUCCUCCAGAAAGGACCACGUUAAUACAGUGGACACCGGUAUAUGUGCAGUUUGGCUCCCGCAGAUACAGCUGUUCGCAGAUUCCCCCCCAAUUUCAAUUUUUUUUUCAUUUUUUUUGGGAGGGGGGAGGCAACAAACCAACCCCGAAAACACGUUUCCCCCCCCCCCCCUCUCUUCCAAUGCAUUCAUAAUGAGCAUCAAUUGUUCUUGAAUUUUCACUAUUUGCGGUCAGGCGUGGAAUAGCGGGGGUCCACUAUCAUGCUGUUUUCAUUGUCCACUGCCAAAGUGGUAUUCAUUUACCAGUUUGUUUAUUAUUGUCCUUUGCAGUGGCGCUGGUAGGUGUUUCUAAUAGUUCACUCUUCUGAUGUCGCUAAAUGUGAUAACCAAAGUCCAGUAUUGGAAACCCCUGUGAGUAUAAUUCAAUGCUGUUCCAUAGCCACAAUAAUAAACAUUAAAUACAUAAGUACCUCACUGAUGGUGUUGACCAAAGCUGAUCAUCAUUGCCUUUAUAAAGGGAACAUUUUUGAUACAGCUCUUGUAUUGGAUCACAGUGGACAAGGGUACUUUUGUCCCAUAGGCUGUGCAUUUUCAGCUUUAUUUAUUGUACGUCACAUUUUUUUUUACCCUCAUUUAGGUUACAUUGUCAAAUUGAACAAACCAUUAAAAAAAGCCCAAUAUUAUUUACUAUUAGAGUGUAAUUUAAACUCCUCUACACUAUAUCCUGGCUCUGUUUCUAAACCACUCCUUUGUCCAAUACUAAAUUGUCCGUACAUACUUUCUGUUCUUUAUAUGUGUUAUUUCAUAACAGUUACAGUGUAAGAAAAGUUCUCUUCAUCCUCAAUAAAACUGUUAAGUGACAAUUAUUUUGUGUUCUUUUUCUAAGGAGUGGAAACACCCUGCGCAAUAUUGAAAUGGGGUUUUACAUGUAUCAUUAAAGCACCAUUUGGUGAUGGCCAGAAUAAUGGUUUUAAUUCAGUUGAAUAUUGGAAUUGAUUAUUAAUUACCAAACAAUCAGAAUGGACUGCACGAUUUGGCCGCAAUCAGCAGAGGCACUGUUUAUUCAGUCGCAACGGGUUGACAUCAGUUAAAGAAGUUGAACUACACCCACGCAGACUUCCAAAGCAGCAUUAAUCGGCUCAGUACAGGACAGGCAUGAAAACGGGUUUAAAAACAUUCAGAGAGGGAGCGAUUCCCCCAUCCCAUUAAAAAAAGAGAUACCUUAUUUGGUAAUUAUCCUCAUUGGUGAUCAAAGAAAUGAAGUAGCAUUCCCAUCACUAUACCAUGACCUCCUAAUUAGUUUCCCUUUUAAUGUUAAUUCUUCAGCUUGACAUUA
Messenger RNA from Phyllopteryx taeniolatus (common seadragon), 2961 nucleotides. RefSeq names its product BUB1 mitotic checkpoint serine/threonine kinase Bb (gene bub1bb). Lineage: Eukaryota; Metazoa; Chordata; Actinopteri; Syngnathiformes; Syngnathidae. The transcript is spliced from 9 exons. Gene Ontology annotation, biological process: mitotic spindle assembly checkpoint signaling; meiotic sister chromatid cohesion, centromeric. The record is from RefSeq and is a predicted model, not a curated record. The coding region runs from base 170 to 1459 and encodes 429 amino acids. Gene Ontology annotation, molecular function: protein kinase activity.